Molecule: messenger RNA, 3804 nt
Organism: Scleropages formosus (Asian bonytongue)
Lineage: Eukaryota; Metazoa; Chordata; Actinopteri; Osteoglossiformes; Osteoglossidae
Gene: tango6
Product: transport and golgi organization 6 homolog (Drosophila)
Exons: 18
Coding region: 47-3343 (1098 amino acids)
Biological process (GO): protein secretion
Source: RefSeq, a predicted model, not a curated record
CGAGUCGAUGUAGCCUGUUGUAAACAGUUUUCUAACAGGCCCGAUAAUGUCUGCAGGUAUUUUGGAUGCAUUACAAAUCCUUACGAAACCAGUCGGCGAAGCCUGCGCCGAAGCUACACGGUGCACUCAAAGUGGGGCUUUGGUGGCGGCCCUGCGUUCCAACCUGGCCGAGUUGGAACAGCGCUUGCGGGGCGAGCCCAGGCUGAAGGAGGUGCCCGGGUUCCAGCAUCGGGUGCGACAGGAUCUGGAAUGGUGUGGAAAUUCGAAGGAUCCUACCUGGGCCUUUGUGCAGGAAUGCCUGGUGCUCUUGCUUGCUCUGACACGUCACUUGACGCAUCUCCUGGAGUCUUUCCGCUCAGAGCGAGACCCAUCGCAGCCCUGCACUCCCGAGGCUGCCCCGCCGCUGCCCCCAGACGUUCUGAGUGUGGCCCAGCAAAAGACGGUCAGCGCUGCGCUUCAGUUUGUGGUCACGCUAGGCCUCUGUCCUUACCUCUCACCGGGGGUGGGCAUAGCGCUGGAGUGCAGGUCAACAUUUGGUGCAGCGGUAGCGGCGGCGGUGGACCGAAAUGUGGCCCCUCCCCCAGACCGACGGCUCUUGACCACAACCUUUGCUAUGCUGGAGAUCUCCGAAGCAUCGUCUGUGGCCACCUUGGUCCUCACACGACAUUUGGGUGACAUCCUGGCUGGACUUUGUCAGUUGGGGUACUGCCCAGAACAUCCUGAGGAGGGCAGAGCUGAACACAGUAAGGUUGUUAGUAUGGAGGAACGCACUGAGUGCAGGAAAGCCCUGCAAAGCCUGCUGGGAAAGGUCUACCAGCCAAUUGUCAUCAAGGAGCUUCUGAUUCUUCAAGGAGGUCCCAAGCAGGCUCGCGGACCCCCUGCUGGGGUAGCGCCUCCCCGGACUCCCCUGGCCCACGCACCCCCCUGGCUACGACGGCUUUGUGGCCAGCUGCUGUCAGAGAGACUAAUGCAGCCUAACGGCGUCCAGGCCGUAGUGAGAGCCAUCCUCGAAGGAGCAGGAGGGAGUGCUGGGGUGCAGGCAGCAGCCUCAGAUUGGAAGAAGUGCGAUGCAGUGGCCAGAAUCCUGGCAGUGUGUCCCCAGCAGUCCCUCUCAGUUGAGAGCUACUACAGCCAGGUGUGCCCACAGGUCCUUGACUUGCUGCACUUCCGAGACAAGCUGACGGCCCUGCAGUUCCAGCGCGUGGCCACCUGUGCGGCAUUCACCAUGGUGCAGAAACAACCUGAACUUGGGCGCCGCUACCUGCUUGCUCCCCUCUUCGCCCCUUUGGUCCGCUGCAGGGACUCAGCGGAAGGCCAGGACCCAUCAUCGGUGCAGGAAUGGGAACUGACACGCUGCGUCGAGGACAUGUACAAGGUCUGUGUGGUGGGGAACAGCUCGUGUCCCGCUCUGCUGACGUCCCUGGAGGACAUCCUCCCCGUCCUUUUCUCGCUGUACUGCUUCACAAAGCGGAAUGUCUCUCAUCUACGCACCCCCUGCCAGGAGAUCCUGCUGUGGUACCUGUCGCACGCUGAGUCGCCAGAAGCUUUGCGCUCCCUCAAACGUCUGUGUAUUCUGAGUGGCCCCACUGGUGGGGUAUCACCUGGGUUUGAGUUCCUACCUGGAAGUGAGGGAGGGGCUAGGCUUGCACCAAAAGCUGUGUGCAGCGAUGAAGACGAUGCUCUCUAUGAGAAACUGGCAGCUGAGCAGUGGAGGGUGGAGUGUCUCGUUCAGCUGCUAGCUGAGCUGAAGGACAGUGAUCUCCCUGGAGGCUUCUUCCUGGAGCUACUGAAGGAGCUUACUAGCUGGGCAGUGGAGGAGGAAGAUGAAGAGAAGGUUGAGCAGGAGGGAACGGGAAGCUCAGCCUCGACCCUUCUGCAGCUGGAGGAGCGUUUGUGGGGACGCGUGGCAGGGCAGGGCCAGAGGGUGGCCUUCCUGCAGGUGCUCGCCAGCAUGUGCGAGCGCCUGUCUCACACCCAUCUGCUACGCAGGCCAGUGCAGGUGGUGGAGUUUGUCGAGGCCAUGCUGCAGAGAGCUUGCGUGGGCCUGGCCCACGGUUCUGGGGGCACGGUGGAGACCCAGUCUCUCAGCAUGGGCAUGGGUCUUGUGGCGACCAUGCUGACUGGAGCCAUGGAGCUGAGUGCAGAAGACUAUUCCUGCAUGUCACAUCUACUGCAGCCCCUGGAUCAGAUUUCCAAACAGCACCCAGAGCCGGUGAUCCAGGAGCUGGCCUCAGACCUGCGGGCCACUCUGGCCACGCAUGGGGCCUACUGUCCUGACACUGUGACCCAGGCAGCUCAUCGAUGGAAACCCACCAAAAGCAGCCAUAGUGUACCAGAAGCACACAGUAAAGACCCCCACCAAACUGUCCACAAUGUUCCUACUAAACAUAGCCAAACAGCAGCCAUGGAAAGAACGCCCACAACCCAGCCUAGUUUUGGUCCACCCAUUGACCACACGAAUUCCCGCACACCUGCCCCAGAGGUCCAGACCCCAGGGCCCAGGGCAUGUGGAUCCAGCACAGGUGAACCCCAUGAUGCUUUGCCUAGCAAGGCCUUCACCGAGUGUCUGCUGGAGGCGUGCGACCCAGACGUUCCGACCAAAGCCAUGGCACUGCGGGUGCUGACCGGCAUGGUCCGUCAGAGGGAUGCCGAGACUCUGCGGUUCCAGGAUAAAGUCCUCACGCUCUUCCUGGACAAUUUGGAACAUGACGACUCAUUUGUGUAUCUCUCAGCCAUUGAAGGGCUGGCAGUGCUGGCUGACACCUUCCCAGAGAGAAUCCUGAAGAGGCUGCUGGAGGAGUACAGAGACAGCCCAACUGAAGGUGCCACCCAGAAGGCGAGGUCACUGGAGACCCGCCUGAAAAUGGGCGAGGUGCUGAUGAGGGCCAGUCGGGCCAUGGGUGACUUGGCUCCCCACUGUGGGCACCCCCUGAUUGGAGUGUUUCUCAGAGGAACCCGAGAUGAGGACAGCAGCAUUCGCACCAGCAGCCUCUCGAACCUGGGCGAACUCUGCCAGAGGCUGCAGUUCUCCUUGGGGCCACUGGUCCAGGAGCUGAGCUCGUGUUUGACAGCUCUCAUCAAGACGGAGAAGGAGAAGGAGGUACGCAGGGCUGCUGUACAUGUCAUUGCCUUGCUGCUAAGGGGCCUAAGUGACAGAACUACACAGGUCCUUGGUGAUGUUCUGCUGGACCUUUACCGAACCCUCAAGUGGGUAGUCCGGUCUGAUUCCGAUGACGUUGCUGUGCUCCAUGCCCAGCUGGCCCUUGAGGAGCUGGACGAUGUUAUGAGGCGCUUUAUCUUCCCCGCGCAGAAGCUGGAGAAGAAGAUCGUUGUGUUGCCCUGAAAUGUUCAUGUCAACAGUCUUCUCCUAGGAGGUUUUUACUUCAAACUUGCUUCUACCAGAGACUUUUGCUCCCUGACACCAUAGGCUUUCCUCAGAAACAGGUCUUCAGAAGCACCUGAUGCCCCUCUUAAUCUGUCCACAAUUUGGUUAAUGGAUCAUCUGCGUGACACGUUGGGAUUGACUUUAAUCAAAAAGAAAUUGAUUUCAGUUCUAGAAUCCCAAGUGAAAAGUGAAGUGUUUUGAUGUUCAGUGGCACUUGAAAUUUUGCUUAAAAUUGUCUGUGCAUCCAUCCACAGCAAAUCAUGAAAUUCGUAGCUAAAUGAUCAUGAAAUUUGUACAGUAGAUGUCCCUCACAGGGAUAUUAUAAUAAUAAUGUUUUUUUUUAAGGUUUACCUUUUAGGAGGCAUUUUUGUAUUGGCUAGGCCUCAUUGGGUUUCAAAAGUUGUUAGCCAUGUCCUGAA